AUGGGCGACCCCUACUACAAUGAGAACACAUUCCUGUGUGGCUACCAACGAAUCCGCCGAUAUGGCUCGACCUGGGACCUGAAUUCGCCGUCGAAUUCGCAACGAAAACCGCUGAGUAUCAUUGAACACGAGGUAAAACCGACGGAUACUUUGCAGAACCUUCAAAUCAAGUACAAUACCAACAUGUUUGAGAUUAAACGUAUCAAUAAGUAAGCGUUUUCGUGGAUUUUGUUCUUGUUUUAGGAAGUGGAAGGUCCGAAAUGUGCUUUUGACAGGUCUUUUGAGGAGUAUUGGGCAAAAGAGAGGUGCGGAACGUUUAAAUUUUUGAGGACAUGAAUAAUAUAGGUAGUGCAAGGUACAUUUGAUCGGAAAAAGACUUAUACUCUUCAGAAAUGACUGGCUUUUGCGUGUAAAAGUUAGAAUACAAUAUUGCGCAUCUUAUAAAUAUAUUAGACCAGAGUUUCAAACAAAACACUUUUUUAUUUACAAAAAUUCUGCUAUAAGAAUGGAUAACAUAAAAUUUCAAUUUUUGACUGGAUUUUUGGUCAAUUUUGAGGGUUUUUUGAGUAUUAUGGAUUCAAGACGUACUUUGAUAGCAUUUGUUGAUGUUUUAACAUACCUUUAAUGUAUUUUUUAGCUUUCAAUGACUAAAAACACUUUAAAAUUCAUAAAAUAAAGUCACUCGUUCAAAGUUAUCUUAUCAAUUUUGUAAACAAAAGUUGGUUUUUAUCUGUAAAAUCAUCGUUAUCAUCAAAAAACAAUGGCAAUUUUGGUGUUUAUUGACUAUAAUACGUUCAGAUAAUACUGGCUUUGUUUUUGAAGUCUGUUCUAUAUUACACUUUACAUUAUACCACAAAACUUAUAUUACAUUUGGUUAAACUAAAAACAGAUUUAAAAGAAUCAUUAUAACACUAUAUCUAUUAAAAGAUCGGCCUAAAACUUCUAAAAGCACCAAUAUUACACUAGAUCUUCCAAAGAUAAGCCUAAACAAUCGUAUUUGUUUUGUAGAUUGUGGUCGAAUGACGCCUUGUACGCUCGCACACAUAUAUCAAUACCGAUCUACGAUGACUCGCCGUUAUCGACACGAUCUCUGUCGUCCGAGAAAGUGACCAAACCUGCGAAACCGGAAAUUGGGCCGGAAGAGGAGUCGGUUAAGGACUUUUUCAAACGAAUCGACCAAAACGUUCGCCGGACCAAGAAAGUGGUGCGCAAGAUGAAUAAGACACAGACAAUCGAGUGA
Messenger RNA from Bursaphelenchus okinawaensis, 1240 nucleotides. The record is from the annotation of a GenBank genome assembly. NCBI's taxonomy places the organism in Eukaryota, Metazoa, Nematoda, Chromadorea, Rhabditida, Aphelenchoididae.